This is a messenger RNA of Opisthorchis viverrini, 216 nucleotides long. RefSeq lists its product as hypothetical. The coding region runs from base 1 to 216 and encodes 71 amino acids. The transcript has a single exon. Lineage: Eukaryota; Metazoa; Platyhelminthes; Trematoda; Opisthorchiida; Opisthorchiidae. The record is from RefSeq and is a predicted model, not a curated record.
AUGGGUGGUCAGCAAGUCAAAUCCGUUUCGAUCCAUCCCGUGCCACCACUACUCCCCCCACCUUCGAAACAAGUUGCCAAAUCUGAGAUGGGAAGCAAAAGCAACCCCGCCGAUGAGGUCUGCUCCGAUUCCAUAUCCGUGUGGCUUGACUGGCCCGAAAGCCGUGUGGUGCAGUUGAUCACCGACGGUGGGGUUAAGCGGCGUGUUAACCUUUGA